UUUCUCCACUCCUCCAUAUUUCAUUUCCGAGCAGAUUCUCUCCAUCUCUGUCUUGCUUUCUAGGGUUUCCGAGGUUUUUCUUCUAGGGCGUUAUGAGAUUUCCUCCAUCAGAUAAUUUCAUACUUUUUUUCUUCAAAUUUCAAUUCAUAAAUCGAAUUCCUCUAUUUUUCUAAAUUUUUGUAGAUCUUUUUUCGAGCAGAUUUAUACACGUUUUCUCCAUGUAUGUGUUUUUUCUCUACGGUUCAGAGAUUGAAUUCACGGAUUCUUGAGGUUUCUUAGGUUUUCAAUUAGAGAGAUAUACAGCGUUUUCUCGGUGGAUAUCCCUUCUCUUUCGCUUCGAGCUUGAAUUUACAGACUGAUACAGUUUUUAUUUUAAUAUAUCGUUUCGUUGUAUUUGCCUGUUCAAGCUCAAAAUCAGAGGUUUCUGUUUUAUUUUAUUUUUAAUUUUAUUUAGGGAAGUUCCAUGAUUUCCGAUGGAUUCUUCUUCUGCCAAUGGUCGGAACAGUAUCAAAUUAUCUAGAAGUCGGAAGCGCAAAAAGAUCUGGAUCGCAAUCUCCGCAUUCGUUCUUUUCGUUCUUCUCAUCCUUUUGAUUUUAGGAUUUACCGUCUUCAAACCGAAGCAUGCGAUCACAACCGUUAAUUCCGUGAAGCUGUCAGGCAUGCAGGUCUCGCUCGACCCCAUCAAUUUGCGGGUCGAUCUGAACGUGACCCUUGACCUGAACAUCUCAGUCAAGAACCCGAACCCCGCGAGCUUCAGGUUCGGGAACAGCUCCACCUUGUUGUAUUACAGGGACGGCAUCGUUGGAGAGGCGGGGAUUCCGGCAGGGGAGAUACUCUCCCACAAGACGAUGGACAUGAACGCUACACUGGCACUGAUGGCGGACAGGCUGGUGUUGGAUUCUAACGUGUACUCUGAUGUUCUCUCUGGUACGUUGCCUCUGAAAACCAGUACUAGGAUUGCCGGUAGGGUCACGGUUUUGAAUGUUUUCAAGCAUCAUUUGGUUUCGUAUACGUAUUGCGAUCUGUCGAUAAAUGUUUGGAAUCGGACAGUGGGGAAAUCUGAUUGUAAAUAUAGAACCAAGUUUUGAAUUGUUCUGUUAUUAAAGAUUUUACGAUUGAAAGAGUUUGGGAUUUUCCCUGGUUCGCGAGAA
This is a messenger RNA of Magnolia sinica, 1151 nucleotides long. RefSeq lists its product as uncharacterized. Lineage: Eukaryota; Viridiplantae; Streptophyta; Magnoliopsida; Magnoliales; Magnoliaceae. Bases 474 to 1088 code for a protein of 204 amino acids. The transcript has a single exon. The record is from RefSeq and is a predicted model, not a curated record.